AUGUAUGUUUUAAGCAACACAAAAAAUAAAUUAAAAUUUUCAUUGGUUCUAUUAUCAAAAGUAAAGUCAAUACAUUUUUACUUACUUAUGUCAUUUACAACAAUAUCCUAUGUGUCUUAUUAUUGGUAGAAUAUUACAUAAGGAUAUUUAAACUAUUUGGAUAAACAAUUAAAAGAAUAAUAAAAGAAAUUAGAACCAAAACCUCCUAUUACAGGAUCUUCAAUAGUUAUCAAUGAAGUAUUAAGAAAAGAAAGCAUAAAUAAAAUGUUGGGAGAGCUGAUUGUAAGAAUAGAUAAUAAAUAAUCAACUUAACAUAAUGUAGCAAAAUAAUUAUGUAAAUUGGGCAAUCUAUCAUUUUUAUAUGAUAAGACCUUUGUUUUAACUAAAGAUCUAUUAAUUCAAUAGGUUUUUAAUAAUGAUGAUAUAUUUUUAAAAUUUAGAGACUUGUUAAUUAAAGUUUUGAAUGAUUAAAGAACUUAAGUUGUUACUUUGAUAUGUGAUUAAUUAAGAACUAAUGCAAUGGAUGUAGCAAUAAGAAAUUUAGCAAAUUUAUAUAAUUAAGAGGGAUUUUAAUAAGGAUUAUCAAAUGCUUUGAUAGGUGGAUUGUAUACGUAUUUAGAUGAUAGAAGUACUGUAACUGAGUUAUUGAAAUUAUUAUAAAAGAAGAAGUGAACCGC
This is a messenger RNA of Paramecium primaurelia, 677 nucleotides long. NCBI's taxonomy places the organism in Eukaryota, Ciliophora, Oligohymenophorea, Peniculida, Parameciidae. The record is from the annotation of a GenBank genome assembly.